Messenger RNA from Phacochoerus africanus (Common warthog), 5535 nucleotides. Its product is annotated as phospholipid-transporting ATPase ABCA3-like. The record is from RefSeq and is a predicted model, not a curated record. The transcript is spliced from 29 exons. Gene Ontology annotation, molecular function: ATP hydrolysis activity; ABC-type transporter activity; ATP binding. Gene Ontology annotation, cellular component: intracellular membrane-bounded organelle; membrane. NCBI's taxonomy places the organism in Eukaryota, Metazoa, Chordata, Mammalia, Artiodactyla, Suidae. Gene Ontology annotation, biological process: lipid transport; transmembrane transport. Bases 66 to 4931 code for a protein of 1621 amino acids.
CUUAACAUUAAAAAAAAAAACUUUCUUUCCAUCCCUGGAGUUGAACAUGCACUUUUCGUAGAAGAAUGGAUUUGUUGACAUUCAACCAAUUUGCAGUGCUCCUCUGGAAAAAUUUUACCUUAAAGAGGAGGCAGUUCUUUAAUUUAAUGUUGGAAAUCCUAGCAGCAUUGGUGUUUCCCGUGAUGCUUUUGCUGUUCCGUUCAGUUGUUACCAUAACUGCUGUUGGGCCUUACAACUUUACUUCUCAACCCAUCAGUACUCUGCCUUCUUUUCUCAAAAAUGCCGAAGAGUGGAAAUUGGUUUAUGUGCCUUCUAAUAUUGAUGUGCUAAAAGAGAUCACUGAGAAUGUGAAGAGGAAUCUAAACAUCAGCAUACAAGUUCAGGGCUUUUCUUCAGAAACUGAAUUUGAGAAGCACAUUAAGCAUGACUUUGACUCUCAGAAAGUGUUGGCUGCCAUUGUUUUUGACUAUGACUUCAAAAACAGCAGUGAUCCUCUGCCACUUCAGGUGAAAUAUCGUCUGCGUUUUUCUGGGAUAGAGAGGACUGUCUUUUGGCCAGACAGGCAAGGCUGGAAAACAUCCUUACUUUUUCCUAAUUUUCCCUCUGGAGGACCCCGGAACCCAAGUUAUCAGGAUGGAGGAAGUCCUGGGUACAUUAGAGAAGGGUUCCUGGCUGUACAGCAUGCCUUAGAUAAGGCCAUCAUGCUCUAUCAUGAUAGCAGUGCUAAAGAGAAGCUAUUUGAUGGUAUCAGCAUCUUUGUACAGAGAUUUCCAUACCCAGCUCAUCCUCAAGACAGAUUAUUUUUGCUCACUGGUGAUUUCUUCCCUUUGAUGUUCAUACUCAUGUUUGCUCCAACUGUACUUUCCAUCAUGCGAUUCAUUGUCUGGGAAAAGGAAAGUAGAUUGAAGGAGUACCAGCUCACAAUUGGACUUAAAAACUGGAUGAUUUGGACUGCCUAUUUAUUCACAUUCCUCCUUUUUUAUAUCUUCAUUAUCUGUUCCAUAUGUGUGUUAUUCUUUAUUUUCAAUGAGCAAGUCUUCCUCUACAGUGACUAUAGUUUCAUCUUUGUUUUUCUUGUGUGUUAUGCCAUCGCUUCAACAUUCUUUUGCUUUCUGGUUAGCACGUUCUUCAACAGAGCCAGUUUGGUUGCUUCUGCUGGGAGCUUCCUAUAUUUUGCCAGUUUCUUUCCAUUUAACACCAUUACUGAGAACUAUGGACAGAUAACCCUCACCAGGAAGGUGGCUGCCUGUCUCAGCCCAAAUAUUGCGUUGGCACUGGGGAUUAAGCUUCUGGUCAAGUUGGAAUUAAAACUUGGUGUUAAGUGGAAACACCUUUGGACACCAGCCAACCUUGAGGAUGAGCUCAUCUUUAGAUAUAUGUUGGGAAUGCUUUUAUUUGAUGCUUUCUUUUAUGGUCUUGUGACCUGGUAUGUAGAAAAUGUCUUUCCAGGGCAGUAUGGCAUGCCCCAACCAUGGUACUUUUUUCUUAUGCGCUCAUACUGGUUUGGCCAAGCAAGAAUUAAAAGAAAAGAAAUGAAAGACUGUAGGAUAACUCUAACCAAGUAUUUUGAGGCUGAACCUACAAGUUUGGUGGCAGGUAUCCGGAUCAAACAUUUAUACAAGAAAUUUGGUGACAAGGUAGCAAUAAACAACAUGUCUUUGAAUUUAUAUAAGGGGCAGAUCACUAUUCUUCUAGGACAAAAUGGGGCAGGAAAAACAACAGUCUUGUCCGUUCUCACAGGUUGUUACCGUCCUACCAGAGGAGAGGUCUGUAUUUACGGAUAUGACAUCUCAAAAAACAUAAGGGAAAUUCGAGAAAAUAUGGGCUUCUGCCCACAGCAUGACUUGUUGUUUAAUGACUUGACACUCUCAGAACACAUUUUUUUCUACUCUGUGGUAAAACGUAUACAGCGAAAGAUACCUCCUCUGGAAGUUGACAAUAUGCUGUCUACUUUUAACCUGCUAGAAAAACGUGACACGUUUUCAGAGUCACUGACUGGAGGAAUGAAGCGCAAACUCUCCAUCAUCAUAGCACUUUUAGGAAGCCCCAAGGUAGUGAUACUUGAUGAACCAUCAUCUGGCAUGGACCCAGUCUCCAGGAGAGCCACCUGGGAUGUCCUUCAGCAGUUUAAACACAAGCGUACCAUCUUACUGACCUCUCAUUACAUGGAUGAAGCUGAUAUCCUGGGUGACCGAAUUGCCAUCAUGGUCAAAGGGACCCUGCAGUGCUGUGGCUCUUCAAUCUUCCUGAAAAAAAUAUAUGGUGCUGGAUAUCAUGUAGUCAUAGAGAGGGAACCAUGGUGUGAUGCUGAAAAGAUCUCUGCAGUGAUUUACUCUCGUAUACCAGAUGCCAUUUUGGAGAACUCUAUUGGAACUGAAUUAUCAUUUAUCCUGCCUAAAGAACAUACACACAGGUUUGAAGCUCUGUUUAAUGAACUGGAAGAGAAACAGAAAGAGCUGGGCAUUGCCAGCUUUGGUGCUUCAAUUACUACCAUGAAAGAAGUCUUCCUUAAGGUCAAUAAGCUGGCAGAUUCUCAAACGGAUGUCCGGCCAAGCCAGUCCCGCCAAAAAAGAAGACAAGACAUGGAGCAGAAUGAGAGUGUGUCCAGAAGUCAUGAGAGACCCGUUUUUCCAUCACUGAAUGAAACUGCUAACAUUAAAUUCAAUACUGGGUUUCCACUUUACCGCCAGCAGUUUCACUCCAUGUUUAUAAAGAGAGCACUGUUCAACUGGCGAAAUUGGAGGUUGACAUUGCUGCAGAUAUCAGUAAUUUUGUUUGUCACUACUUAUCUCUUAACAACUCUAAGCUUAGAUUUUGAUUUACCUGCCAGAGAAUUGGACUUGAGUCAGUAUGGUCGAACAAUUGUGCCCUACUCAAUUUCUGGGAAUUCUGAUUUGGCUCUGAAUCUCAUAAAAAACCUUAAAAUUUUUCUAAAACUUAAGAAUCAAGAACUUCGAAGAGUGCAAGGUAAUGUAAAGAAUUACAUAUUGGAAAGUAAAGAAUAUCGUGACUUCUCCAUUACUGCAUUUUCCAUUAAGGUUGAGAAAAACAAAACAAUAGUUACUAUUUUGUUCAAUAAUGAGGCAUACCAUUCAGCUGGAACAUCCCUGGCAGUGUUAGACAACAUUCUUUUUAUGUCACUUUCUGGCCUCAAUGCUUCCAUUAGAGUCUCCAACAAACCUCAACCUCUCCCUCUUUAUGGUUCUAAUGUAGGGCCUACAAAUGGAGUACAAGUAGCAUUAUCUUUGGCUUUUGGCAUGGCCCUUGUGGUCAGUAGCUUUUGCCUUCAGACAGUGACUGAGAGAACCACUAAGGCAAAGCACAUCCAGUUUGUGAGUGGCGUCUACUUACUUACUUACUGGCUCGCUGCUUUGCUGUGGGAUCUCAUCUACUUCUCCAUUAUCUGCUGCUUCAUACUGGGUGAGGAAGAUGGGAACCUAUAUAGUUACCCAAGGGAUAAACCCAUGAGUAAAGGAGUCGGUGAAAUGCCACCAGCUGGACUUGUUCUUGGACCCAUCAAGAGGAGGCAAUGCUUGCUGCUUUCUCAGUGUUCUGGCUCAACUUCUUGUUAUUUUGGUGUGCUUCAUCUUGCUCUUUACCGGUGCCUUCUGUCCCAGGGAGUGUUCAUAUACUGCAGAGUGGAUGCAUUUUUCGCGAAUUACCACUUUCUGGACACAAUGAUGAUCUUUCUGCUGUACGGUUGGUCUGUUGUUCCCCUCAUGUACCUUGGAAGCCUCCUGUUUUCUAGUAGUCCCAUUGCCUACAUCAAGCUCACCCUCUUCAACUACUUCUCAACGGUUUUCAGUCUCGUCUUUCACAUCAUGAUGCAGCACACUGCAAUUGACAUGCAUGAAUCCGCAAGAACCUUCAUGGGUAAUGCAUUAAUGAUGCUGCCUAAUUACAACUUUGCAAUGAGUAUCAGCAAAUUCUUUGAUGACUACAUGAUGAAAAAACUGUGUACCACACACAAGCAAUUUCAAAGCAUCUAUGUGAACUGCAACAAAACAUUUACUGAGAACAGUGUGUAUAGUUUUGGAGAACACGGGAUUGCGAAGUUUUUGAUUUCACUGGCUGCCCUGGGCUUAAUUUUUCUGCUCUUGCUGUUUUGUCUGGAAAGUACAUUCUGGAGCCUGAAAAACUUUUUCUUUCAUAAAAUUGUAUUUGCUGUCUACAAAAUAUUCAGGAAACGCAAGAAGGCCACCGUGUCCACCCAAGUGAUCAACGAGUAUGUGGAUAAAGAUGUAGAAAAUGAAAGGAAGAGAGUCCUGGCACUGUUACCUAAGUUGAAGGCUGCCCCCGUGCUUCUUAGUGAACUUACAAAGAUUUAUUUCAAGUGUCCAGUUGUAAUGGCUGUAAGAAACGUCUCCCUUUUAGUCCAAAAGUAUGAGUGCUUUGGAUUACUUGGAUUAAAUGGAGCUGGAAAAACCACUAUAUUCAAAAUGCUGACUGGAGAGGAGACCUUAACUUCUGGCGUUGUGUUAAUUAAAGGCAAUAACAUCACGGAAAAUAUCCGAAAGGUUAGGUCAAGAAUUGGCUAUUGUCCUCAAGCUGACACCAUGCUGAACCACAUGACCGGUCGGGAAUUGCUAAUCAUGUAUGCCAGGCUGUGGGGGGUCCCUGAGCCAGACAUUUCCAUGUAUGUGGAAGCAUUUUUGCAUUCAAUGCACAUCGAAGACCAUGCUGACAAGCUGGUCCACACAUACAGUGGAGGAAACAAACGUAAACUGAAUACUGCCAUUGCCCUAAUGGGAAAGUCCUCAGUUAUCUUCCUGGACGAGCCAUCUACUGGCAUGGACCCAGUAGCCAGGCACCGGCUCUGGGACACAGUUACAUGGAUAUGUAAAACUGGCAAAACUAUCAUCAUAACUUCCCACAGGUAUGACCUACUAGGAGACUUGGUUGACAGUUACAAGAGUCUAAGAGGAAAUUAGUUGGAGCCAGGAAUACGGGUCAGUGAACUUGUCUAAGUAUGUGAAAUACGCAAGAGGAAUUGUGAGCAGAUACUGAUUCCUAUCUAAAACCAAGCAUCCUCAGUGGAGUUCUGGAAUCCAGGCUCAACAGAAGAUAGGAAGUUAGGGGACUGUUCUCAUUGUGAAUUUAGCAAUCAACUUCUUUGAAUGUUAAAACCUGCUCUUCACAAAUAUUGUCUUACUAAUGAUCAUCGGCAAUACCAAGCUCUCCUCCUCUGAUGAGUGUUACCUUAUGAUCAUAGCUGUGUUUCAAAAUACAGAAUUCGCCCUCUGAAAGCGAGUUUCUUCAGCCAUAUAUUCCUUUGUGCCCCUAGCAUGGAAGAAUGUGAGGUCAUUUGCACCAGGCUGGCCAUCAUGGUAAAAGGGAAGUUCAAGUGCCUAGGCAGCCCUCAGCACCUCAAGCACAAGUUUGGUAAUAUAUAUAAUCUGACAGCAAAGAUUAAGAUUGACAAUAAUGAAGAUAAACAAAAAGAGUUCAAAGACUUCAUUGCAACAACUUUCCCAGGUAAUAUACGUAGGGCUGACUUAUGAAAACGGUGUUAAAGUCACAUAUGUUGUUUUGCUC